Messenger RNA from Dendrobium catenatum, 1865 nucleotides. Its product is annotated as zinc finger CCCH domain-containing protein 56-like. The record is from RefSeq and is a predicted model, not a curated record. Gene Ontology annotation, molecular function: mRNA binding; metal ion binding. The transcript is spliced from 3 exons. Lineage: Eukaryota; Viridiplantae; Streptophyta; Magnoliopsida; Asparagales; Orchidaceae. Bases 29 to 1078 code for a protein of 349 amino acids.
GAGAGCUCGCUCGCUCGCUGUGAAGCGCAUGGACUGUGGACGGUGGUCUGGCUAUGCAAUUGAGUUGAUUCCAGACGGCUCUGUUCCAGUUUACUCAGAUCCAGUGCUCUCGCCAUCGUGUGAUCAAUCAAUUUGGGCCACAGAGGAUGAUCACCGUUCUUUGAAUGGCGAUUCCUCUCUGGAGACCAUCCUGCAUCGGUCUCAAGACGGCAGGCAGCAGCCAUCACAGCCCUUAUCCCGGUCAGGCAGUGAGCAAUCUCCGAACAAGAUGCCCGGAGGCUUCUCCCAUGGAGACGCGGUAUUCAGCAACAGUAAUUCCAAGGCUAUUGGGAGACUGUUCUUUAAGACUAAAUUAUGUUGUAGAUUCCGUUCUGGAACAUGCCCAUUUGUCACAAACUGCAACUUUGCCCAUGACAUGGUGGAGCUUCGGAAACCGCCUCCAAAUUGGCAGGAAAUUGUGGCCGCCCUUGAAGUGGGUGAAAUUUUGGAGCCAAAUGAGGAGCACCAUAUACCAAUCCUGACUUCCGCUGUUGUUGGUGAUGGACAUAGAUCUUACAAGGGGAGGCAUUGCAAGAAGUUUUAUACUGAUGAGGGUUGCCCAUAUGGUGAUAUGUGUAGCUUUCUGCAUGACGAGGAGUCAAAAGCUCGAGAAAGUGAAGCUAUAAGCCUUUCACCGGCCGUUGGAGGUGGAGGGCAUGGAGCUGGAGGGAAUGGAUCUAAUCAGAAACCUUCCAAUUGGAAGACGAGGAUUUGUAACAAGUGGGAGAUGACUGGGCACUGCCCGUUUGGCAGUAAGUGCCACUUUGCCCAUGGCACUGCAGAGCUCCAUAGAUGCGGUCGCGGGCUAGUACAAAUUGAAGCCAACGAGGCUUUGCCAGCAGCCCCAGAUACAAUGCAGAGCUUUACAUCUACGAAGGCAACAACCGAUGCUGUUGUUGCUGAUGUUUAUCAUAUGGGAGUCUCUUCACAGAGGUCUACUGUAAGCAAUCCGAGGCAGAGUCAGAGGCCUAUCCAGAAAUGGAAAGGGCCAUAUAAUAUCAGUAGAAUUUAUGGUGACUGGAUUGAUGAUAUCGAUUAGAAAAUCCUCUUACUUACAGUGGAUGGAAACUUAAAACGAUUGAAGAAAACUAUUAGGAAUAGCUAUCUAAGAGUUUUCGUUGUGAUCGAAUGGAUCAACAUGGUUUAUUACCAAGUAACCAUGAAAUAUAAGCUUUCACGCAAAUCUGGCGGUUCAUGGCUGUUCCACAGCUACAGAUAUGGUGCUGCAAUAUGAUGAAGAAAGCAAUCGAAACAUCACUGUGAGCUUUGCUGUUAUAUUCCUUAAGCUGAAUGAGUUUUCAAUUGUUACUGGAACUCAUAUACUUGGCGAUCAAUUAAGUAUGCCAUUUAUCUGCCUAGUUUUGUUUGGAUUUCUCUCUAAGUGGGCUGUUGUCAUUAAAUACUGCACUGUAUGGCCUUUUAAGUGCCACACCUUCGAAACUAGCGUAGUUUGCAACGAUGCUUAGGCUUAGGGUGGUUGGUGGGCGAGCAUGGUUGGGAACCUCCCAUCCCGGGUUUGAAUCCCCUCUACUACGGCCUUGCCUCUUCAGUGAGGCAAAGCAAGUGUGGGCCUGAUGCCGGUGGAUGACCUCGCUAGGUUCCGCCGAGGGAUUAGUUACGCCGUCAACCGCUCCCUUUGGAGUGACAACAGAUGGAUACUCCUGUGCCAAAAAAAACAAAAAAACUUAUUAUUCGGACUGCCUGUUAGGCCAUGUCUGUUGAGAUUUUAUUGUAAAUAAUUUAUUUUUAUUGGUUCUUUGAGUGUAUACUGUAUAAGGACUUGGUAACAUUAUAUGGUUUCUUAAGAGUAUUUUCGGUUUUAUUUC